AUGGGUCGUGUGUGCACCAAGACUGUGAAGAAGUCUUCUCGACAGGUGAUUGAGAGAUAUUACUCCAAAAUGACUUUGGAUUUCCACAUAAACAAGAAGAUCUUGGAGGAGGUUGCAAUUAUUCCCUCAAAGCGACUGAGGAACAAGAUUGCUGGCUUCUCCACCCAUCUCAUGAAGCGGAUUCAGAAGGGACCAACCGAUGUGAUAGAGGUUGACAAGGAGACCAUUGACAUGCUUUCUGCACUUGGCAUGGGUGACCUCCCUGGGGUCGUUAAUCAGGCUGUUGAACCACAGGCGAUGCCUUAUGCCCCUGGUUAUGGCCGUGGUGGACCUGGUGGUGUGAGGAGAUAUUAA
Ilex paraguariensis (yerba mate) is the source of this 354-nucleotide messenger RNA. NCBI's taxonomy places the organism in Eukaryota, Viridiplantae, Streptophyta, Magnoliopsida, Aquifoliales, Aquifoliaceae. The record is from the annotation of a GenBank genome assembly.